Mesorhabditis spiculigera is the source of this 1482-nucleotide messenger RNA. The record is from the annotation of a GenBank genome assembly. Lineage: Eukaryota; Metazoa; Nematoda; Chromadorea; Rhabditida; Rhabditidae.
AUGGGCGACGGCGGCAACAGCCGUGGCGGCAGCAAAGAGCUGGUACUACCCGACAGCAGCGACAAGUCGGCCCGUCGUAGCAGCCACCAAUUGAACGACAACUCGCAGAAAAGCAAUGCCCAAGUCCAGACGUCAUCUCCAAAGAGCGCCUCGAGGCGUGAGAAGGAGCGGCAGAAGAAGAGCUCGGGCAGCGCGCGUGGCAAGAAGAAGGUUCCGAGCCCGAGCAGCAGCUCCCAAAAAGAGGACAGCACCCAGCCGCCACGUUCGAGCGACUCGGUGCUGCGGAAGCAGGGCGGAGCCGAGCAGAAGUCCGCCGAGAGCCACCACUUCACCACGGACGGCUCGGUAGAGCUGGUGCUCAGCCAGGCGCAGAAGGCCAAGAAGAGCUUGGGUGGGUGGCCGUAUAGAGGAAGCUCACACUCCCAAAACGGGCACCCGCCCUUCUUCCCGAUCGAGCUGCACGUUUCCUACUUCGAGUGGGCCGCCAUGGCGAUGCCGCCCGCCUUCUUCUACCUGUGCGCCUCGUACGCAGUGCUCCUCGUGUGCUUCAUGGGCUUCGGGGAGUUGCUGCUGUGGAGGAAGCCGAGUCCCGACGAACAAGCACAGCAGGACAACAUCGGCCGGAUGAUCCGCACCUCCUAUGAUGACCUCGGCUCGAUGACGUUCGCAGAAAAGUCGGUGAUGUCGUGGUUCGGGGUGUUGGUGUUGCUGUGGGCCACUCGUGAUCUCGGCUUCGUGCGCGGCUGGGGUGAUCUGCUCUUCGCACCCGAUCACGCCAAGAUGCUGACCGAGUCAGUGUCCGGCAUCGUCGUCGUGUACGUGAUGUUCCUGUGGCCAAAGUACGGUUUCGGGGACGAGCAGCGCAGUAGGCGACCCCUGAAGGCCAACGAGAACGACCGGAUCCUGACGUGGCCCAUCAUCACCGAGAAGCUCAGCUGGUCGAUCAUCAUCCUCGUCGGCUGCGGGUUUUGCAUCUCGGAAGGUGUGACGGCAAGCGGACUGUCGAAAAUGGUGGAAGGUUUCGUUAGGGGAAUGCACGACGUCAAUCCGCUCAUUGUCCAAGCCAUCCUCAUGGCCGUCGUCGUCGCCAUGACCAACUUCAUGAGCAACUCCGGCACGGCCAACAUUUUCGUGCCGUUGGCUAUGGAUGCGGCGAAAGGCCUCAACUGGCACCCAUACCGGCUUGGACUUCUCGCCGCCAUCGGGCCGUCGUUGGCCUUCAUGCUGCCGAUGGCCACCCCGUCGAACGCGCUCGUUUAUGACACCGGCUACAUCUCGUUCUUCGAGCUGUUCUACACCGGCGCCCUGGUCAACGUGUUCUGCAUCGCCGUCACCAUCUUCAGCGUCAACACCUGGGCGUACUGGGUGCUGAACAUGAAGGUCGACGUCUGGGGAAUUGCCCCGACGAACGCCACGAUGACGCUUUUGAACGGUUCUACAACUGCAGCUCCGGAUUUCCCGUCGUCCACCUUUGUGACCCCC